Messenger RNA from Mya arenaria, 2488 nucleotides. RefSeq names its product deoxyuridine 5'-triphosphate nucleotidohydrolase-like. The transcript has 6 exons. Gene Ontology annotation, biological process: dUTP catabolic process; dUMP biosynthetic process. The record is from RefSeq and is a predicted model, not a curated record. Gene Ontology annotation, molecular function: dUTP diphosphatase activity; magnesium ion binding. Bases 68 to 571 code for a protein of 167 amino acids. NCBI's taxonomy places the organism in Eukaryota, Metazoa, Mollusca, Bivalvia, Myida, Myidae.
UUUAACAACAACACAUUCGGGGAGGCAAGUCGGAAAACAUAUUUUCGUCGAUAAUUGUCUUAAAACAAUGCCGGUUGAAGCUGAAACACAGUUUGAAGAGGUCGCCGAACCUUUAGCAAAGAAACCCUGCACCAUGACGAACCGAAUUACUCUGAGGUUUGCGAAAUUAACCCAGAAAGCCUUGACACCCACUCGCGGAUCGAAAUUGGCGGCAGGAUACGAUUUGUAUAGUGCCUACGACAUGAUUAUCCCAGCGAAGGGCAAGGCUCUCGUGAAGACAGACAUACAGAUCGCCCUGCCCGACGGCUGCUAUGGACGAGUUGCCCCAAGAUCUGGCCUGGCACACAAGCAUUUUAUUGAUGUCGGAGCUGGUGUGAUUGACCAAGACUACAGAGGCAAUGUUGGCGUCAUCAUGUUCAACUUUGGAGAGAACGAGUUUGAAGUGAAGGCUGGUGACCGUAUUGCUCAACUGAUAUGUGAGAGAAUCGCCCUGCCGGAGCUCGUGGAAGAAACGAGUUUGGACGACACAGAGAGAGGCGAUGGUGGUUUUGGCUCAACUGGAAAGAAUUAGAGAGCUCGUCUGCAGUGAUCCAAACUUCUGGUAGAAGUUCAGUUGAAGAUGCAUUCAAAAAUGGAAGGGUUCAAUCCAACCUAAUAUGUAAAUCUAGCGGGAGAACGUAAGGAAUCAUGUGUGGCUUGUGAAUGGAGUGGUGAAAUUAAGUAUGCAUUAUGUAAAAUUUCAGGGGCUUAAAUAGAAUAUAUAUUUAUAUUUAUAACAAGAUUAAUUUUGGAGUGAUGAUCUUUGAACGUUUCAUAAUUUAAUGCGUCUGUUUUUGGCGCUUUGUAAACAAGACACAGAGUUUUUUUAUUUGAAAAUAAUCUUUCAUGAGAUUUAUAGUCUUAGAAGCGAAAACAGGAUUUUGGGACCAAAUUUUGUAACGGACUCAUUCCAAAAUGUUAAGUAAUGUUAAGAUUGUGUAAAAAUGUGUUCAUGAAAUAGGGAAGUCACUGUAAGAUAUUAUGAGAUGUAAGGCCUCUGAAUGGUGAAAUAGAUGUUAGUAGUCAUCAAUGCUGUUGAUGAUUUUGUUAAAAUUUGAGGGCUGGGUCGAAGACUGAAGUAAUUCCACAUAAAAAUGGAAGUAAUGUCUGUCAAGCGCUGAGCCCUCUAUUAUGUUUUAAGCAGUGAGAGCAAAAAGGUUUGAAGUGAUAUUAGGUAAAGACCCACUUCAAUCCGUUUUGCAUUCAUCCUAAAAAUUAUGUUUUCUUUGAAUAUUAUAUUUACAUGUUCUGUCAAUGAUACUGUUUGUUUUUUGUUGGUCAGGAUAUAUAAUAUUAUCUAGGGCUGGGCUUGCUGGGCUCACUGGGUUUGAGACCGAGGUGACUCUAUAUUCAUAUAGAGGAAUGUCUGUCUUGGGCUCUGUCCUUAUAUUGUGGAGCUCCAUCAGUUUUAAUCAUUUAUCAAAAUUAUUAUGUCCAGACUUUUUUUCUGGCCUUCAGGAAAAUUAUAUUGCGCUCAAAACCUUUGAAGAUACUGAAAUUUUAAUUUAUUCAACAGUGUUCUACACUAAAGGUGUCCCUGGAUCCUGGGGUCAUCAAAUUUCAUGUGUUUACUUGUUUAGUACUUUAAACAUUUCAAGCACUGAUUAGUAUAUAAUAUUAUAAAUAUUUCAUUGUAAGAUGCUUAAAGGGUGGCCUUUUAAAAUAUUGAAAAAAUAUGAGCCAUUUGCUUAAACUGAAAAUACAAAGUAACUUUUUUUGGCGACUUCGGAUCACAUAAUGUCUUUGCGCUAACUUAAAAUAGUAAUAUCUCUCAGGAAUGUGAUUUACAGAAACAUAUGAGAAUACACACAGGAGAGAAAUUCACGCAGUAACCAUACACAUGUGUAAGACAUGAUUGGGAUUUCUGUCAGCAAGGCGAACACGAAGGAGAGAAGCCAUGCAAGUCUUAUACAGUAUGUGAUGCUGAUUUCUCUCUGAAAGAUGAUUUACAAAAACUAUAUGAAUACACACAGGAGAGAAGCCAUGCAAGUGUGAUAUGCGUGAUGCUGAUUUCUCUCUUAAAGAUGAUUUACAAAAACUAUAUGAAUACACACAGGAGAGAAGCCAUACAAGUGUGAGAUAUAUGAUGCUGAUUUCUCUCUUAAAGGUGAUUUUAGACACAUAUGAGAAUACACACGGGAGAGAAGCCAUGCAAGUCUUAUACAGUAUGUGAUGCUGAUUUCUCUCUGAAAGAUGAUUUACAAAAACAUAUAUGAAUACACACAGGAGAGAAGCCAUGCAAGUGUGAUAUGCGUGAUGCUGAUUUCUCUCUUAAAGGUGAUUUACAAAAACAUAUAUGAAUACACACAGGAGAGAAGCCAUACAAGUGUGAGAUAUGUGAUGCUGAUUUCUCUCUUAAAGGUGAUUUACAGACACAUAUGAGAAUACACACGGGAGAGAAGCCAUACAAGUGUGAGAUAUGUGAUGCUGAUUUCUCUCUUAAAGGUGA